CCUGUGACGUCUUUUCCGGCUGAGUUCACGCAGACGAUGAAUUUGGACUGGUUUUCCGCAGAAUCUGCGCAGACGUGAACGCACCCCCGGAAUUAUCUGAACGGGAUCGUUAGUAUACAGAACGGAAAGGUUGCCAGGCGUAUGGUUCAAGGAGUCGAGCAUAUGCAAUGGACCAAAAUAAACAAAACGAAGAAGAUUAUGGUUAUCAGUUAUUUCCGGAGAGAAAUUCAGGGAGAUUUAAAAAAGGAUCUGUAGCAGAAAGCCUGUUCACUUUCAAUCACAAGUGUCAGGUCAUGCUGAAAGUUGCACUAGACACAAGUCCAUAUGCAAAAUUGCUUCUUGGUGCAAUGAAGCAAUCAGGAUGUACUGUUUAUAAAGAGAGGCAUUUCUCCUGUGAAGACUGUGAUGGGAUUGUCAGUGGUGGAUUUGAUGCUACAACCUCCCAGAUAGUGUUGUGCCAGAAUAACAUUCACCAGCAGGCCCAUAUGAACAGGGUAGUAACCCAUGAACUGAUUCACUCAUUUGAUCACUGCCGUGCUCAUGUUGAUUGGUUUGAUAAUUUCAAACACUUGGCCUGUUCAGAGAUCCGGGCUGCCAAUCUUAGUGGUGACUGUUCUUUCAGUAAUGAGCUGAGUAGGUUUAAAUUUGGACUAAAACAACAUCACCAGGAAUGUGUACGGGACCGAGCCCUUCGUUCAGUCCUAGCUGUUCGAAAAGUGAGUCGAGAAGAAGCGGAGAAAGCUGUGGAUGAAGUUUUUGAAAGUUGUUUUAAUGACCAUGAACCAUUUGGAAGGAUCCCACACAGCAAGAAUGAUGCAAAAUAUGCUUACAGAGAUUUUCAAAAUCGAGAUCGAUACUAUGCCAAUCUUUGAAAAAAAGGUGCUACAAGUAAUACACAGAACAGUGUUGCUGUAAAAGUUGCUGUAUUUGAGCUGCGUUUUACAUGCAACAUAUGUUUUCUGCUACUUUUUGCAACGGGUACAAAAAAUGUAAAAUAUGUACCAUUGAUUAGUAAUAUUCAAUUGUGUGUUAAAGAAAAAGAGAAGUCAAAAUGCAAAAAAAUGUAUAUGUAUCUGAAUAAAAAUAUUUAAAGAGUAA
This is a messenger RNA of Acipenser ruthenus (sterlet), 1098 nucleotides long. RefSeq names its product mitochondrial inner membrane protease ATP23 homolog. The record is from RefSeq and is a predicted model, not a curated record. Gene Ontology annotation, cellular component: extrinsic component of mitochondrial inner membrane. NCBI's taxonomy places the organism in Eukaryota, Metazoa, Chordata, Actinopteri, Acipenseriformes, Acipenseridae. Gene Ontology annotation, biological process: mitochondrial protein processing; mitochondrial proton-transporting ATP synthase complex assembly. Gene Ontology annotation, molecular function: metalloendopeptidase activity. The coding region runs from base 168 to 872 and encodes 234 amino acids. The transcript has 6 exons.